Branchiostoma floridae (Florida lancelet) is the source of this 1637-nucleotide messenger RNA. RefSeq names its product MORN repeat-containing protein 3-like. Lineage: Eukaryota; Metazoa; Chordata; Leptocardii; Amphioxiformes; Branchiostomatidae. The record is from RefSeq and is a predicted model, not a curated record. The transcript has 5 exons. Bases 308 to 1021 code for a protein of 237 amino acids.
UAGGUCAGAGGUCAUACGUGACGAGGGGUGUUGCCAUGGCCGCCCAAACUUUGUUUAGCUUCCUGAUCAUUCACAAAGGGAGACAUUUUCUUGGAUUUUGACAGAUCAGAAGCAUUUAUUCGACACAGUUUGAGUUUGAAGAUUUUUUAGAGAUUGCUUAAAGUCAUUACGAUUGUGAGGAAGAAUUAGAAUAGCGUUUGCCUGUUUACUUCUGUUUACUUCUGUUUACUUCGAGAUUGCGAACUGCUCUGCAACGUCCACGUCCAGAAUUUUCAGGAGUUGAACUGUACUUUCUUGGACAACGAAGAUGCCACAUUUGAAGCACCCGAGAGCAACAGAGCCAUUGUGGAAAUCUUGGGACUUCAAGGCGCAGAAAGCAGGCGUCAGGCACACCGUGUACUCUGUAAACGGCGACCAAUAUACAGGAGAAUGGCUGGACAACAAGAAGCAUGGUAAAGGAACCCAGACGUGGAAGAGGAAUGGCGCUAUCUAUGAUGGUGACUGGAAGUUUGGCAAGCGGAACGGCUUCGGCACCUACAGCACCCCCCUGCCAGGUGGGGGGUACAAGAAAAUCUACUCAGGGGGGUGGAAAAAUGACAAAAAGCAUGGUUAUGGCACAAACUUCUACUCAGAGGAUGAUUACUACGAGGGAGAAUGGUAUGCAGACAAGCGCAGUGGAUGGGGACGCAUGUACUACGCAGACGGCAGUAUAUACGAGGGGGAAUGGUAUGACGACAAACAGAAUGGAGAGGGCAUGCUCAGACUAGCCAAUGAGAACAGGUAUGAAGGCCACUGGAAGGAUGGGAAGAAGCAUGGGGAGGGGAAGUUUUUCUACCUGGAUAAGGGGCAGAUGUACCAGGGUGUGUGGGUGGAGGAUGUGCCCAAGUGUGGAACCAUGGUGGACUUCGGCAGGGAGGGGGCACCUGCACCUACUGUCUACCCUAUACCUAAGAUAACGCUUGCUGACUCAGGAGAAGUCUUAGAAGAUGCCAAGGCAACAUUUCUUCAAGAAAAGGAAUGACAACUUUGACCUGAAGAGAAUUUAUAUGUUACUGUACCUCCAAGUUUUUUAACCUCUGAAUUUUACACAUGCUGAAUUGUAUAAAUCAUCCAGUAAAGGUCUUGAAUGUUGUUGGAUUUUAAAUGAUAGCAUUUUUACAAACUUUUUAUCCUAAAUAUUCAAACUGAAAUUUUAGCCUCUAAGACUACAAAUACAGAUACAAGAUUUGAUAAAUUAUGUGCCAAAUUUCCAUUGGCAAACUGGGAGUCAAUAGAAGUUAGAAGUGUCUACGUACAAUGCUUUUUAUGUAAAUAUGUGUAACAUACUUGUCUUUGCUGGAAUGCUUUUUAGUCUUGUACAGAAUUUGUAAGAACAAUUGAAGAAACGUUAUCUUAUACAACUAUUGAAAAUCAUGUCAUUUACAUUCCAUGAAGGUUUAUUGCAAACAGUGCAUCUAUUCCUCAAAGCAAUAUGAAGUUGAAAUUUCUACCAAUGCUUAUAUAUACUGUUGAAUCAAGGUAAAAAGAUUAUGAUGGAAUGAUGAAAGAGAAUAUGUAUUUGAGGGACUUAUCAAAUAUGACCGUGUGUGUGACUUGCCAUUAAAAAGGCAUGAAAGGGUAACAUUUUGUACUGUUCA